Molecule: messenger RNA, 907 nt
Organism: Solanum stenotomum
Lineage: Eukaryota; Viridiplantae; Streptophyta; Magnoliopsida; Solanales; Solanaceae
Product: polyubiquitin 11-like
Exons: 2
Biological process (GO): modification-dependent protein catabolic process; protein ubiquitination
Cellular component (GO): cytoplasm; nucleus
Molecular function (GO): ubiquitin protein ligase binding; protein tag activity
Source: RefSeq, a predicted model, not a curated record
UGACGGCAAAGUGGUUACUAUAAAUACAGAUCUCCCCCUUUUCAACCAAAUCCCCAAAUCAUCGUUCUUCUCUAGCGCAGCUUCUCUCAGAAAAACGCAUCUCCUCCUCCUCUCGUUCUCUCGAUAAUCUCCUUGCGCACUGUUUCUUCUUCUCAAGAUGCAGAUCUUUGUUAAGACACUCACCGGAAAGACCAUCACUCUUGAAGUCGAGAGUUCUGACACCAUUGAUAAUGUCAAAGCUAAGAUUCAAGACAAGGAAGGCAUUCCUCCAGAUCAGCAGAGGCUGAUCUUUGCUGGGAAACAGCUUGAAGAUGGCCGAACACUUGCUGAUUACAACAUCCAAAAAGAGUCUACCCUCCAUCUUGUCCUCCGUCUACGUGGUGGAAUGCAAAUCUUUGUUAAAACUCUGACUGGAAAGACUAUAACUCUUGAGGUCGAGAGCUCAGACACCAUUGAUAAUGUCAAAGCUAAAAUUCAAGACAAGGAAGGUAUUCCCCCAGACCAGCAGAGGCUGAUCUUUGCUGGGAAACAGCUUGAAGAUGGCCGAACACUUGCUGAUUACAACAUCCAAAAGGAGUCCACCCUUCACCUUGUCCUUCGUCUUCGUGGUGGUAUGCAGAUCUUUGUAAAGACACUUACUGGAAAGACCAUCACCCUUGAAGUUGAAAGUUCAGAUACAAUUGACAACGUGAAGGCCAAAAUUCAGGAUAAGGAAGGGAUUCCUCCAGACCAGCAGAGACUGAUCUUUGCCGGCAAGCAACUUGAGGAUGGAAGGACCCUGGCUGAUUACAAUAUUCAGAAAGAGUCUACCUUACAUCUUGUUCUUCGUCUGAGGGGUGGCAUGCAAAUAUUUGUUAAGACAUUGACAGGGAAGACAAUUACUUUGGAGGUUGAGAGUUCAGAUACU